This is a messenger RNA of Caenorhabditis auriculariae, 3096 nucleotides long. The record is from the annotation of a GenBank genome assembly. NCBI's taxonomy places the organism in Eukaryota, Metazoa, Nematoda, Chromadorea, Rhabditida, Rhabditidae.
AUGAGGGCCAAACUGAUUCCAGACCACGUUCCGAUCGUCAGAAAGAAUGGGAUUUCGUGAGCUUGUUCGGUUUACAGAGUAUAUCGUUGAUUUUAGAGCGACUUAUAACUUGAUAAAUUUUGUCAAUGGAAUGAUCGGUCCAGGUUGUUUUUCGGUGGCGAUGGCGUUCAAGCAAGGAGGACUUUGGGUAGGGUUUCAGGGUAUACCUUCAUUUUUCUCGGGAAUCGGUGGCGGAAACGUGUCUGAGCGAUUCUAAUGAUCACUCAAGAUAUCUGGCGCCACUAAAGUGGUCCCUAGAAAUGACCGUAAACGUCCGGGGCGCGUCCCGUUAUCGUUACAAGGUCCUAGAAGUUCUUCAGACUUUUCCAUUUCGGUUUCUCCGAGAGAAAUCCACCUUAAGGAUUUCCAGACAAGCUUCUUCCUGGUGUUCUUCAUCGGAACGGUUUCGACGAUCUCGAUGCACAAAAUAGUCCGCUGCUCUCAAUUAUUAGCCCGAAUGUGAGCCGAGGUUUCGCGCCAAGUCACAUUUGUUCAGUCUAGGAGAUCAGAGCCUCGACUACGGUGAAAUGGCCGCCGCCGCCUUUCGAAACAGUUUCCCAGCCAUCCACAAAUACGGAAAAGCUGCUCAGUGAGUGUUUCUCAGAUGUAGUUUUUGGAAAAUUGUAUUAUUUAGAUUCUUCGUUAACGGUUGCUUGAUAUUCUUCCAAGUUGGCGUCGCUAGUGUGGCUUAUAUUUUUUUGCUAUCGAUCAUAUUCGAGAGGUUUUUUUUUUGAAACUUUCGAAAAAAAUGUUUAAUCUAUAGUUAUAAUAAUAAUAAUAGUUUAUUCACUGCCAUUAAAAAAACGUUAAAAUAGGUCUCCCCCGCUUUUUUGAAAAAAAUAAAUUUCUGGCCUCUUUGCGCCUCUUAUCCCUCCCCUUCAUAUAAAAAUUAAAGAUUAAAGAUGGCAAACUCAGUCUAUCUAGAUUCCAAUAAUUUUCCAUGAAAAUUGAAAGAAUCCUUCAGAUUCUCGCUUAUUUCGACGUCGACAACCCAUUUUCCGACAAGGUCAUGCUUUUGUUGUAUGGAGUUCCAGCCACAGUUAUAAAUAUGCUGAAAGGUUUUUAAUGGAAUUUUUUUAAUAAAUGGAAAUAUUUCAGACAUUCGUGCAGUAACUUUUACCUGCCUCGUUGGCAAUAUUUUCAUUUUUGCCGCGAUUGGACUCAUUUUAGAGGUUCGUUUUCCGUUCUUGAGCCAGAAAAUUAAUUUGGCUAACAUUCAAGAUACACUUACUGAUAAUUUAAACUAAUUAUAUUUCAGGAGCUCAUGACCUCGAAGCACAUUUGGCAAGAACUUCCAUGGAUAACCUCGUUCGACAGCGUUGUCAUGUGCGCCGGCUCUUUGCUGUAUUCUUUUGAAGGCCAAGCCAUGGUGGGAUGAAAUCGGAAACAUCAUCUAACAUGAGCAACACUUAGGUAUUGCCAUUGGAGAAUAAACUGAAACAUCCGAGAGACAUGAACGGUUGGACGGGCGUUUUGACGACUGGUAAGAUUUUUUAUUUUACUUUUUUAAAAAGGGUUGAUGAGGGCUUUUUAUUGUUAAAAAAAAAUUAGGGACGCCAGAGUGGUCCCUAUAGGGUCAACCUCAACUUACCUCCCCUAACGGGGGCACUACAGCUUGCAAAAGUGGCCACUCUAGGGGAACUUACUAGUGAUCCCUGUACUUUUUUUUAAAUACGUAUUUCAUCUUUGAAAUCAUAAAAAAAUUUUAAAGACCACUAGAGAGACCACUCAAGCUUUAACAGCUUAGGAAUCUGACACCCAAAUUCUCUAGGAGUAAUUUUUCCCUGACCCUUCUAGGGACCACUUUGACGUUCCUAAAAAGUUAAAAAACUUGAAAAUUACUCAUGAGGCUGAAUUGAUGCCAAGAAACUUGCAGGAAUGGCUUUCGUCACGAUAAUCUACACUUACUGUGGUUUCUAUGGCUACAUUACCUAUGGAAAUGCCGUUGAUGGAAGUAUCACCUUGAAUUUACCUGAUAAUACGUUAGUUAUCUUUAAAACUUCAAUAUGAACUUCAAAAUGUUUUCAGCGUUAACAUUGUCGUCAAAAUUCUGCUGGUGUUCGUCGUCUUUUUCGGAAACGUUCUUCAAAUUUAUGUGAUCGCUGAAAUGAUUUGGCCGCCGGUGAAGAAAAGGUUAUUAAUUAUAGAAAGUUUUUUUGUUUAUUUUUGGAAUUUUCAAGAUUAGAAAAAGGGGAAACAUCGAAAUUUUUGGCUGUGGAUCGGAGAUUACGCGGCUCGAUUGAUAUGCGUGUGGGUCGCGUGUGAGUUUUUGGACCGUUUCUUGAUUUUUUGUGGGGUAUCAUAUCAAGAUUAUGUCUGAUUAAUAUAUGAUUGAUAAGGAAACAGAUAAUAAGAAAAAGGGAGGAAUGCGUGAGAAGCAUUGAAAAUGUUGAUGAAGUUUUUUUGGAAUGUUUAAUUCGGAAUGGGGUUUUGGAAAAUCCUUGAAACUUCAUAGUACUCAGCUAGAACUACGUUUAUGCGAUGCCCCGGACAAUUUUUAUCAGUUCUAGGGAUCUCUUGAGGGUUCUGAAGCAGCUUAAGUGGUCAUUAGAAAUGCUGUGACAUGUACUUUUAGUUUUACCAAGUUCCGGGUCCAAAAAAGUUUUGUUUUCGGGCCAUUUCCAGCUUUUUCUUUUUACUGAUUCUGCUGUUUCUUCCUAUUUCAACUUGUUUCCAUAAUUUUAGCAAAAAAAAAGAGAGUUUGAGUUAUAUGAAUUAUACCUUAUAAAGGCAAACAGAUGCUUUUAAUAUAGUUUUCAAGGUCCCUAAAGACUUUUACUCAUCUGCAAACCUAGCAUUUCAGUAGGUCUGGCCGUAGCAGUCCCCAACCUGCAACAGAUCAUCCCGUUCAUCGGAAUCACGGCCGGAAUGUUGCUGUCGUUGAUCAUCCCGGCCGUCCUUGACGUCGUCGUCUUUCUACCGCCGAAACUGGCCGACGGCGAGUCGAAGCUGCGGAUCUCGCUCUUCCUCGCCGAAGACGUCUUUCUUUUCGUCGUCGGUCUCUUCUUUCUGGUCUCCGGCCUCCAAUCAAACGUCAAGUCGAUGAUGCAUUCGUAG